This is a messenger RNA of Lotus japonicus, 3415 nucleotides long. RefSeq lists its product as uncharacterized. Gene Ontology annotation, molecular function: phosphatidylinositol binding. Bases 288 to 3260 code for a protein of 990 amino acids. The record is from RefSeq and is a predicted model, not a curated record. NCBI's taxonomy places the organism in Eukaryota, Viridiplantae, Streptophyta, Magnoliopsida, Fabales, Fabaceae. The transcript has 5 exons.
UCCACGCCUCCGGUCUUUAAACUGGUAGUUUUGAAACUACUUUUCUCUUUUUUUUUUUCCAAGUCGAAAAAUAACAAAAAUCUGAUUCUCAUUUUUGUUUUUCCAUUUUCCCCCUCUGCAUCAUCGUGAUUUCUUCGUGUUCUUCUUCCCUUCGUGUUACAGCGAAGAAGAAGAAGCCUCUCACCACUGUGCCCAAUCUCAACCUCGAUCCUACGAUUCCUUUCCAGAUUCACAGGUUCCGUUUCCCAUUUCUCUUCGAUUCGUGUUUUUUGAUUGGAUUUGAAAUCAUGAACGGUGGUUCACCUGAUCCAUUGGAUUCGUUCCCACGGUUGCGGCUUCGCGAAUCGGACGGUGCAUCGCGCCGCUCCUCCUCCUCCUGCGACGGCGACUCCGAGUUCGAGCGCUACUGCAGCGCCAACUCGGUCAUGGAGACUCCGAGCACCAGCAUGAGCAUGCGCAGCGCCAUCACCGUCUUCCACGACUUCUCCGAUUUCGAUUUCACCAGGGGCGGCGCCGCCGCCUCCGACGACGUUAACAGCGGCUCGGAGAAUUUCAGUUCGGCGGCGGAGACCAAGUUCAGGACGCAGCGGAACUUGAGGUACGGUUCCUGCGGAUUGGAGAUGUAUGGUGACGGCGGUGACGAGCUUUCUAUGACGGAGCUCGAUUCGUCGGAGUUUAUCGGGUUUAACCGGAGGGAAGAGGGUGAGGGGAAUGAGAGUGAUGGUGAAGGUGGGGAAAGAGAGGUGGAGGGGGAAGAAGGUGAGGAAUUUUCAGAGGGCGAGGAAUCGAUGUACAACUAUGGGAGUGAGGGUGAGAAUAGGAAUGAAUUCUAUUUGAGGCAGGGUGAAAAUGCGAAUGAGUUCUAUGCAUCUAACAGUGGUGUGUGCUAUCAUGAGGAAAUUGAAGUGAGAAACGAUGAUCAUCCUUUGUUUAUGAAUUCUUCUGUUGCAUUUGGUUCGCAUGAUUUGGAUGAUUUUUUGCUGCAAAAUGGUCCCAUUUCUGGUAUGUCUGAUCUAUUUCGGAAGCCGCAAGAAAAGGAUGAUCAAGUUGAAGAGGGUGCAGUGAGUUCAGGUGGAAAAGAGGGGAGAAUAGAUGAAAAGGAUGAAGAAGUUGAGGAAACUAAAGAUGGUGGUGAUUCAGAAGAUGUGAAAGAUGUGAAAGAUGUCAGGGAUAGGGACAGGGACAAGGACAAUGACAUUCUUGCUGAAUACAGUUGUUCUCAAGGUUCUCAUAACUCCGAGGUCUGUCAAGAAGGUUUGGAUAUGGUGCCAGAAGAGGUUCCCCAGAAUAGGAGUUUGGAUGUUACUGAUGGUGUAAGCAAGGAAAAGGGCGGUGAUGAAGCUAUUGCCACUAGAAAUGCUCAAUGUGUAAACCCUGAGGUGGAUAAUUCCAUGUCUGAGUUUGAUUACUUUGGUGAUAGGGGAGUUGAUCACAAUUCUUCCGAUCCACGCAUCCAUGUAGGGAGUGUGAAUGCAAAAUCAUUUGAGAAUCUUGAACCAAUUGUGCUGCCUUCAAGUAGUGGAAUGGGGGAAACAUUAGAGAGCUCUUCCACUUCGACAAGUUUGUUAGAAAAAGGUCCUGUGAUGUCUAAGAAAGAGGACUUUGAGCUAAAUGAAUUCUAUGAUGAGGUUGUUCAGGAGAUGGAAGAAAUUUUACUGGACUCUGUGGAUUCUCCUGCAGCUAGGCUUUCCAUGGGUAACAGAUUUUUUGAACCACAAUUGUCCAUGCCUUUAAGAGAUGGUGGCAUGACUGCUUCUACUUCUAGUACAGAUGAUGCAUACCUGCUAGUUCAGCGCCCAAGAAGAAUAAAUAGGAUUGAAGUUGUAGGUGCAAGGCAGAAGAAAGGGGAUGUUUCUCUUAGUGAAAGAUUGGUUGGGGUGAAGGAAUACACUGUUUAUAAAAUUAAAGUGUGGAGUGGCAAGGAUCAGUGGGAGGUUGAAAGGAGAUAUCGUGAUUUCCUCACUCUCUAUCGUUGCUUGAAAACCUUAUUCAAUGAGCAGGGCUGGAUUUUACCUUUGCCUUGGUUGUCUGUUGAAAAGGAAUCCAAGAUAUUUAGAAGUGCAUCUCCUGAUAUUAUUGUGAAAAGAAGUGAUCUCAUUCAAGAGUGUUUACAGUCUAUUCUCUGUACCAGGUUUUUUUCAAGUCCUCCAAGACCAUUGAUUUGGUUUUUGUCCCCUCAAGAUGCACAUCCUAUUUCACCUGUGUCAAAUGCACCUGCGCCUCAGUCUUCUUUUACAAGAGGGGAAAACAUUCGAAACUUUUCCACUUUAGGGAAGACCAUAUCACUUAUAGUUGAAAUGCCGUCAAAUAAAUCUAUAAGACAGUUGUUAGAAGCACAACAUUACACUUGCGCUGGAUGCCAUAAGCAUUUUGAUGAUGGAAAAACUUUGAUUUGGGAUUUUGUACAGACAUUGGGAUGGGGGAAGCCUCGACUUUGUGAAUAUACUGGUCAAUUGUUCUGCUCUUCUUGCCAUACAAAUGAUACUGCAGUCUUGCCAGCAAGGGUUUUACAUCAUUGGGAUUUCACUCGUUAUCCUGUUUCUCAGAUGGCAAAGUCUUAUCUGGACUCUAUACAUGAACAGCCUAUGCUUUGUGUCACCGCAGUUAAUCCCUUCCUUUUGUCAAGGGUCCCAGCCUUGCUUCAUGUUAUGAAUGUCAGAAAAAAGAUAGGUAUAAUGCUUCCAUAUGUUCGCUGCCCAUUCCGAAGGUCUAUCAACAGAGGGCUUGGAAACCGGAGAUAUCUUCUUGAAAGCAAUGACUUUUUUGCUCUCAAAGAUUUGCUUGAUCUUUCCAAAGGAGUCUUUGCCGCACUUCCUGUAAUGGUGGAAACUCUGUCAAGGAAAAUCCUGGAACACAUUACUGACCAAUGCCUCAUAUGCUGUGAUGUGGGAGACCCCUGUAGCGCCCGACAAGAUUGCAGUGACCCAUCGUCUCUCAUUUUCCCAUUUCAGGAAGACGAUAUUGAAAGGUGCAAAGCUUGUCAAUUGGUUUUCCACAAGCGUUGUUUUAAAAAGAUUUCUAAUUGUCCUUGUGGUGCACAACUGAGAUUGAAUGUGACGAGGAGCUUAACCAACAGAGCAAGCCAUAGAGGAGGAGGUGAAACAAGAGGAACUUUGGACUUCUUAGGCAGAGGACUGAGUUCUGGUUUGUCAUCUAAGUUCCUCUCUGGACUAUUUACGAAGGAAAAGCCUGAGAAGACUGGGGAGCAUAAAGGCGAAAAUAUCAUCUUAAUGGGUUCCUUGCCAAGCACUUCUUUGUGAUCCAUAUCUCAAGUUGAUCAGCUGUACCUAUAUUCUGUUGCAUCUUUAGGAUGUUUCUUCAAUAAUCACAAUUGUGUAUGUAGUCAUUUUUUGGGUGUGAUUCUUUGUAGCAAAAAUUCAUGUAUAGUAAUAAAUCUCUUCAUUUCUUUCGUUCA